Messenger RNA from Labrus mixtus (cuckoo wrasse), 4156 nucleotides. RefSeq names its product rho/rac guanine nucleotide exchange factor (GEF) 18a (gene arhgef18a). Gene Ontology annotation, cellular component: plasma membrane. The record is from RefSeq and is a predicted model, not a curated record. Gene Ontology annotation, biological process: regulation of Rho protein signal transduction. Gene Ontology annotation, molecular function: guanyl-nucleotide exchange factor activity. Lineage: Eukaryota; Metazoa; Chordata; Actinopteri; Labriformes; Labridae. The transcript is spliced from 22 exons. The coding region runs from base 383 to 3379 and encodes 998 amino acids.
UUAAACCACAUCCCUCCACCUCAACUCCAUGUUUUUGUUAUUCGUGCACUGGUUCAUCCCGAGGCAUCUUCUCUGUCUCCUCCUUUCAAUAGAAGUUGUCAACAGAUAUUAUUUCCCCCCCCCCUCUCUCUUGUUUGUGCCCGGAUAGAAACCCAAAUCGUGUCUCUCUGUUUCAUUUCAUCACAAGUAUCACAAGGAGAACGAUGGAAGGCAUAACGCAGCAAACAUAAACAGAAGUAUAUGAGGUAAACCUGUCUGUUUGAAGGCUCGUCGUGAGUCAGCAAAGUGCCUUCAGAAACAGAUAAUAAUAGAGCUGUGAGGAGGGGAGAGUGUUCCUCCCCCGGCCUCAUAUGGCCUCCCUGCAUGAUUUCUCAGUCCAGGCAUGACUGUCAUCCCUAAAAACCUCAGUGCUCAGCCUGGUUCUUCCUCUUUUGACGACACAAGUCCCAGAUCCGGUGCAGCGCAGAUGGAUGAGGUCGAUGUCCUGCGUUUGAGGCUCUCCACUGACGACUUGGUGUCACUGGCUCCCACUGAGCCCAUCAACCUAGAAGACUCCCAUUAUGAUUUGCUGCGAUCUGACCUUGAGUCUGAUGCCCAGAACCUGGAGGCCGAGUCCUGGAGCCUGGCCGUGGACCAGAACAUCCAGAAGACCCUGAGCAAAGAGGCCAUUAAAAGACAGGAUGUCAUCCACGAGCUGAUCCAGACAGAGAUGCACCAUGUUCGCACCUUAAAGAUCCUCCUCCAUGUCUACAUGCACGAGUUGAGGCAGUCUCUGCUGAUUGAAGAGUCCAGGCUGGAGAGGCUCUUCUUCGGGGUGGAAGCUCUGCUCGCCCUCCACCAGCGUUUUCUAAACCACCUCAAAGUCCGCCAAAGCCAGAGUCAGGAGGAAGACAACCCAAACAUCUAUCAGAUCACACAACUGGGGGAUAUUCUCAUCGCUCAGUUUUCAGGCGCAAUGGGAGAAGGGAUGUUUGAGAGUUACAGUGUUUUCUGCAGUCAUCACAGUGAAGCCAUCAGCUUCUACAAAGAUCAGCUGCAGAACAACAAGAAACUGCAGCUCCUCAUAAGGAAAAUUGGUCAGCUGCCUCUUGUGCGAAGGUUGGGAAUCCCUGAAUGUUUUCUGCUGGUGACUCAGCGCAUCACAAAAUAUCCUAUCCUGGUGGACAGAAUCAUUCAAAACACUGAAGCUGACACAGAGGAGCACCAGUCACUGGUCCAGGCUUUGGCUCUGAUUAAAGAAACCAUCUCCCAGGUCAACGAUCAGGUCAGUGAAUACGAGAAUGCGACUCGUCUGAGAGAGAUCGGCCUUCGCCUGGAGCCGAAGUCUCAGGGCCGGCUGAAGGAUGGCCAGCUGUUCCGCAGAGAGGAUCUCUUACAGGGAGAGAGGACGCUGCUGCACGAAGGCGCCGUAACCUGGAAGACGUCUGGCAAACAGAAAGACAUCCAUGCUGUGCUGCUGUCAGACGUGCUCCUCCUCUUACAAGAGAAAGAUCAGAAGCUUGUGUUUCCUGCUGUGGAUAACAAACCUCCAGUGAUCUCCCUUCAAAGGCUGAUAGUCCGAGAGGUCGCUCAUGAGGACAAAGCCAUGUUCCUCAUCUGUGCUUGCACCUCCAGCAUGCCGGAGAUGUACGAGAUUCACACCAGCUCCAGAGAGGAACGCAUCGCAUGGACAGCCCAGAUCCGGGAAGCAGUGAACCGUUAUCCAGAAGAGGAGCAGUAUCGUGAGCUGACUGCAAGACUGCAGCAGUUUCAAGAUAUUCUUAAGAUGAGGGAUGACCAGAUAAGGCAAAGUCUGACAGAGAAGCAGCAGAUCUUUGCCGCUCUGUAUGAGACUGUGACAGAACAGGAAACCCCUCACAAAGGUCUGCUGCUGCGAGGAGACACCACAGACCUCCAGCAGGGGGAGACACUGCUCAAAGGAGCCAUCGAUGAGGUGGAAAACUUGCAGAACCUGCUUUUCUCACGGAUUAGAGACCCAAACCUUCUUUUGAAUGAGAGAAAGUCACAGGAGGAACUGCUUCUGGGGAGGGCCGAUACUGAUGGGGUGGCCGAUGAUGAUAAUCUGGCUGCUAGUGCCAUGACAAAUGGCGACGCUCCUGACGGUCCCGGUGACAGCGAGGUCGAUCUGGAUCACAACAGUGACACCGCUGGUGAUCCUCAGCUGCAGGAUUCGUACGCUGACAGUCUGGAACAGUCUGCUGAUGAUGAAACAGAUCUUCCAAACCGCAGUUUACCUCCCAGUCAUUUCCAUGAGGCAGAGGUGUGUGACCGGGUGAUACUGCUCGCACAAAGGCUUUACAGUUUACAAGCAAUAAUCGCCCAGCAGGACAGCCAGAUCGAGCUUCAGCAGGUGUUCCAGUCAAAGAGCAAGCAGCCUGCCCGUCACUACAGCAGUGUGCUGCUUGAGCAGGAGAAGCAGCGGAACCAGGAGAAGCAGAAGGAGGAACUGAACAACUUGCACAGACUGCGGGUGCAGCACCGAGAGGAGCAGCAGCGCUGGGAGAAGGACUGGGAGCGGCAGAGGAUCCAGAUAGAGGCCCUGGAGGGUCAGCUUCAACAGAGGGAGGACGAGUGCAGGAAGUGGGAGGAGAAGCUCAAUGAGGAGAAAGCAGACCUGGAGAGGCAGAGGGAGGACUAUCAGCAGGACCUGGAGAGGCUGAGGGAGUCCACAAAAUCAGUCGGCAAGGACCAGGAGCGUCUGAACCAGGAGAGGGAGCGUCUGGAGCAGCUGCAAGAGAAGAUAAGGAAGAGCCUCCCAAACCCAGGACAUGCCAACUAUGAAGAUCCUUCACAAUCCUGGGCUCUCUCCAGUUACCAGUCGUUCAGAGGAAGCAUAGUGAACGGAGGAUGGAGUCUGACCUUACCGCCAAAGCUUCACGUCUCGCCCUCUUUCUCGGACCCCAAAGAAAUACCGCCGAAGGUUCCACCUCGCAGGGAGAGCAUCAGCCCCCUGCCGGCUCGGCCCGAGCGGCCCAUCCAGCUGAUCAGCACCACCAAUCAGGUUAACAAGCCGGCAGCCGUGCAGCAGCAGAUCCCCGCCAAGCUUGCCACUCUGUCCAAAGGAAAGGACAAAGGCUCCAAGAUGAAAGGCUCCCACCACAGGGCGCACAGUGCAGCCUCCAUAGACGUGAAUCAGGUGCUGCCCAUCCGAGUGACCGGGAAGGAAGGAGGCAGCAUGAGAGCCAGAAGGAACGCCAGUCCUCAAAAAGCUCAAAAGCAUUCAGGUGCCUUUAACCUACCAGGUUCCGUCCACAAUGUGAAGAUGUCUCAGUCCUUCAGCACACACAGGAGGAGCAACAGCGAUGCUCCUCCUCCAACACCGCCUCCUUUCCCCAAAGACAUUCUGGAAGCAGGCAAAGAGAAGGUAAUAUUCCUUUAACCCUGAACUUCUGACUGGAGUUCAGAUGAGGACUGCUCCGUCAUAAAGACUUUGACGUGGAAGACUGACGUGAACUCAUGAGUCCAGUAAGAAGAGAACUGUCACUUUAAUGGGAAUUGAACCCUGGACUUUAACAAUGACCUGAACUAAAACAAAAAAACAAUGACAUUUAAUGCAGAGGUUGCACAAAAAAUGUCAAAAACCUCGACCUUUUUCUACACCGGGAUGAUAAUAUUUCACAUGAAGAUGUUACAAAAACAAAACACUUUGCCAAAGACUUUUAUGAGACGUUAUUUUUUAGCUAUUUUUUUAUUAGAAAUGAAUGUAAGUUUUCUUUCAACCGUAGAGCACUCAUGUUUUACAUCUGAAGCUGUCUUUUUAAUUUAUGAAUGAUGAAUACAGGGUGAGUUGUAUAUUUCUUAACGUUUGCAUCGGUUUCAAUGUGAGGUGCUAAGCACAGGAGUUUGAUUUGGGAAUGGAUCAAAGGUGUAAUAUACAGUGUGUGUGUGUAUAUAUAUAUAUAUAUAUACCACGGUCCUGCUCCUCAGCUGCAACAAAAUGAUACAUUAAUGGACUAUAUUGAAGAAACUACAUGCAGGCUUCGAACCUGUUGUUUGUAAAUAGUAUCAGCUGACGUUCCCUGUUCAUUAAUGUUCACGUUAUUUCACAGAUUUUCUCUUGAAAAGACAAAUCAAACGCUGUUCCUUUUGCUUAAAGAAAAGCAUCCUUCACAAUCCAAACUCAUGGAAUUAAAGAUCACUGACCUGACAAAACUGA